Messenger RNA from Hippocampus comes (tiger tail seahorse), 3099 nucleotides. It is a transcript of the gene lrrc4ba, whose product is annotated as leucine rich repeat containing 4Ba. The record is from RefSeq and is a predicted model, not a curated record. Gene Ontology annotation, cellular component: glutamatergic synapse; postsynaptic density membrane; plasma membrane. The coding region runs from base 622 to 2784 and encodes 720 amino acids. Gene Ontology annotation, biological process: positive regulation of synapse assembly; regulation of postsynaptic density assembly; synaptic membrane adhesion. The transcript is spliced from 3 exons. Gene Ontology annotation, molecular function: signaling receptor binding. Lineage: Eukaryota; Metazoa; Chordata; Actinopteri; Syngnathiformes; Syngnathidae.
CCUGCAGAACGCGUGCGUGGGAAUCGAACACUUUCACGCCGUCGUGAAUAAUCGGCAUCUUUCCUAACCACCACUUGCUCGUCUUUGUGCCGUUCAGGGAGCUCACGUGCGUUCCGCAAUCAUCAUCAUCACCAUCAUCCUCCUCCUCACGGUAAAGAGAGAUUGGAGGCAAAGGUGGAGAGAGAGAGUGAGAGCGAGGGAGGAGGGAGAGAGGUGGAGGAAGACAUCCUCCCAUUCGGCGAGCUUUCUGCAGAGAAGCGCGUCGCCGCCGCCACCGCCGCUGCCACCGCGAGAGCUCUCGGCGCAGGAUGCGUUUUUCCCCGCUGGCGUUGUCGUCAUCGUCCGCCUCUCCUCCCGCCAAGUGACUCCCUGUUUCCCGUCCUCCCCAAACAAGCGUCGGCAGAAAGGGAAUAACAUCUGCUUAUCUGCGCCGCUCUAUGUUCCCACGGCAAGCGAGAGAAGAAGCCCAGAGAUCGGCAGCGGCGCCAAAGCGGCAGAGGCGCGAUGCGGGAUUAAGGAGCGUCGGAUUGGGAUUAAGGAGUGCGGCGGGAUCCCCCGAGGCUUUUCCGGACACGUGGGCCGCACCUUCGGAUCGCAGCGCCGGGUCAUGACCCAGUUGCCAUGCGCAUCGCCACGCUGACCUGCCUUCCCGGCCCUUCUUCCCCCUUCCUCUUUGCGCUGCUCUACUCCCUGUUGGCGCUGGUGGUGUUGGUCACCUCGUCCUCAUCCUCGUCGUCCUCGUGCCCGGGCCGCUGCACUUGCUCCAACCAGGCCAGCCGCGUCAUCUGCACCCGCCAGAGCCUGGACGACGUCCCUGACAGCAUAUCCGUCAACACCAGAUACCUCAACCUACAGGAGAACGCCAUACAGGUUAUCAAGUCGGACACCUUCAAGCACCUGCGACACCUGGAGAUCCUCCAGCUCUCCAAGAACCAGAUCCGUCAGAUCGAAGUAGGCGCCUUCAAUGGCCUCCCCAACCUCAACACGCUGGAGCUGUUUGACAACCACCUCACGCUGGUGCCAUCGCACGCCUUCGAGUACCUCAGCAAGCUGCGUGAGUUGUGGCUACGCAACAACCCCAUCGAGACGCUGCCGGGCUACGCCUUCCACCGCGUGCCCUCGCUGCGCCGGCUUGACCUGGGGGAACUUAAGAAGUUGGACUUCAUCUCGGACGCCGCCUUUGUGGGCCUGUUCAACCUGCGUUACCUGAAUUUGGGGAUGUGCGGACUUAAGGACAUCCCCAAGUUGACGGCCCUGGUGCGGUUGGAGGAGCUCGAGCUGUCAGGGAACCGGCUGGAAAUCAUCCGUCCCGGGUCCUUCCAGGGUUUGGUUUUACUCCGAAAGCUGUGGCUCAUGCACUCGCAGGUGUCGGUCAUUGAACGCAACGCCUUCGACGAUUUGAAGAACCUGGAGGAGCUCAACCUGUCCCACAAUUCCUUACACUCACUCCCGCACGAUCUGUUCACGCCGUUGCACAAGCUGGAGCGGGUGCACCUGAACCACAACCCUUGGGUAUGCAAUUGCGACGUGCUUUGGCUCAGCUGGUGGCUGAAGGAGACGGUGCCCAGCAACACCACCUGUUGCGCCCGCUGCCACGCGCCUCCCUUCCUCAAGGGAAAAUACAUCGGCGAGCUGGACCAGAGCCACUUCACCUGCUACGCGCCCGUCAUCGUGGAGCCGCCCACCGACCUCAACGUCACCGAGGGCAUGGCGGCCGAGCUCAAGUGCCGCACCAGUACCUCCACCACGUCAGUCAACUGGAUCACGCCCAACGGUACUCUGAUGACCCACGGCUCGUACCGCGUGCGGAUCUCGGUGCUGCACGACGGCACGCUUAACUUCACCAACGUCACCCUGCGAGAUACGGGCCAGUACACCUGCAUGGUGACCAACGCGGCCGGAAACACCACGGCCACCGCCGUGCUCAAUGUCACCGCCGCGGACGUCAGCGUCAACUACACUUACUUCACGACGGUCACGGUAGAAAGCGUGGAGACUCCGGGAGAAGAAGAGUCUGCUCUGGUGGCUAUCAACGAGACCUUCAUCAGAGUCCUCCCGGUACCGACCCCGUCGGGGCAUCUGUGGCCAGACAGCAUCCCAACGACGGUCUCCUCACUCUCCAUCGACUGGUCGUCCCCCCGCGCCACCCGGCCCACCUUCACUGUGCCCAUCACAGAGCCGGGCUUUUCUGGCCUCGACGACGUGAUCAAGACCACCAAGAUAAUCAUCGGCUGCUUCGUGGCCAUCACUUUCAUGGCAGCGGUGAUGUUGGUGGUCUUCUACAAGCUGAGGAAGCAGCACCAGCUCCACAAGCACCACGGGCCGGCCCGGGCUAUCGAGAUCAUCAACGUGGAGGACGAGCUGAGCGGCGGGGCGGGCGGCCGGGGCGGCGGAGGUGGCAUCUCAGGGGGCGGUGCCUUGACGCAAAGCAGCGGAAUCGGGGGCGGCCAGAGUCUGAGGCGCCACCAUUCGGACGUGGUCACCCUGCCACACUUGACCCGUUCGGAGCACCUCAACUACUACAAGACGCACCACUUUGGCAACAACAUGGUGGGACUGGGUGUCAACAACAACAACAACCCACUGCCUUGCUCACAGAACAUGACCAUGUCCUAUUCCCAAGUGGGCGGCGGCCUGGGGACCUGCGGCACCCUGCCCACACCGGUCCCGCUGCCCCAGCUGAGCCUGCACAGCUCCCUCAAGGGCCUCAUGGCCAAGGGGCAAAACGAGCCUCUGCUUUUUAAGAGCGGCUCCAAGGAAAACGUACAGGAGACCCAAAUCUGAUGGAAAUCGGAACACCCCGUGUAGCCCCACGUCGUCGUUGAAGGUGGGGCUUCAUCUGCGGACGACCGCUUCCCCCGCCCCCUCCGCCUCAUCGAGCACACGCUCCCACCCUCAUUCAGGUGACAAGCAGCUCUAGUUAUUGCCAAAGUCCCAAGUCAAGCCAACUGAAUGGACGCCGCAAUUUUUUGUGGAUUAUUUCUACGGACCGCACGGCUGGUCGGAAUAAUGGAAUGCAUCUCCACGUGGCUUCAUGGACAAACCAGAGCUAAAAAAAAAAAAAAAAAAAAAAAAAAAAAAAGAAAAAAAAAAAGGGGG